Molecule: messenger RNA, 541 nt
Organism: Dentiscutata heterogama
Lineage: Eukaryota; Fungi; Glomeromycota; Glomeromycetes; Diversisporales; Gigasporaceae
Source: the annotation of a GenBank genome assembly
CCCGUGAAUAUCUUUCUAAACAAAUUGGGGAUACGGAUGCUGAAAAUGAAUUAUUAGAGUGUGUUGAUAAAUAUAUAGUCGAUAAAACAACGGAUAAAGUGACUGAGAAACAUAAAGAGGAUGUAGUUACUAACAAAAAAGACGGAUCAUCAUUGCUCACGAAACUUUUUGGUUUUGGAACAGAUAAAAACCGCAAAACGGAUAAAGAACUAGAAAAUAAAAAUGAGUUUGAGGAAAAGAAAAAACCUGGAAAAAUAAAAAACUUCUUUGACAAGCUCGAGAAAGAAGAGGAACCUGAAGCGAAGACAAGAAACGCUCCCACCAUUAGUAAAGACGAUCGUCAAGCAGAUAUUCUUACUGCAACGGACAAUAUGUGUGACAAACAAGUUAAGAAUUGUUAUGAAACAAACCAGUUUCCUAUUCUCGAUAAGCAUAUCGAAGAUAUUAUUUCAGAUGACAAAGAACCAGAUCAAUCAGAAAAAGCAGCUACAUUUGUUACUACUCAAAUAUCUGUUACUCCUGAGACCUGCAAAGAAUGGUC